This is a messenger RNA of Phytophthora sojae, 372 nucleotides long. RefSeq lists its product as hypothetical. The coding region runs from base 1 to 372 and encodes 123 amino acids. The transcript has a single exon. Lineage: Eukaryota; Oomycota; Peronosporomycetes; Peronosporales; Peronosporaceae. The record is from RefSeq and is a predicted model, not a curated record.
AUGGCGGUCAAGCAGAUUUGCUCGAUGGUAGGGGCAGAUGACACCGGAGAUGUGUUGUACAUCGUCCUCGACAAGUUCGCUAUGCAUCUUGCGUACCAAGAAAGCUCUAAAGGGACGCUACUAUCGAAAAACUCGGUUGCGAGCUACUUUGGGAAUGUAAAGAACCAUCUACUCGAGCUUUUCCCGGCGCUAAGCAGCGUGUCCAGUCGGCGUCUGCAGAAGGUUGCCUCAAUCGUGGACAAAUACUGUGCUAAGCGGGGCACCGACUUCACGAACCAGGCGCCUCCCUGCACGAAAGCUGACCUCCGGGCACUUAUCACGACAAUCUAUUGCGGCGCUACGACACCUGAUGACUACAAGCAUCGCAUCUGA